Molecule: messenger RNA, 1147 nt
Organism: Culex pipiens pallens (northern house mosquito)
Lineage: Eukaryota; Metazoa; Arthropoda; Insecta; Diptera; Culicidae
Product: mpv17-like protein 2
Exons: 2
Coding region: 34-738 (234 amino acids)
Biological process (GO): mitochondrial ribosome assembly
Cellular component (GO): membrane; cytoplasm
Source: RefSeq, a predicted model, not a curated record
UCCUUGAAAUUUUCUCGUUUCAAAGGAAUCAAAAUGCGAAAAAUUGUUCAAUUCGUAGUGCAGCGGAUAAACCCAAGAAUUCCGAAAGGCAACAACCGCUUGUACUCGUCAUCCGGACAAAAGAAUUCCCCAUCAGAUGACACACCAGCUCUGCGUCGAAUAUGGAAGCUAAUGUUUGGAAAGUACCUGCUGGUCACGAACACGGUCAGCUCCGGUGGGCUCAUGAUGCUGGGGGACGUUGUGGCCCAGGAGCUUGAAAAGAGACGCCACGGAACGGCUCACACCCAGCCGGGUUACGACUGGUAUCGAAUAGGUUGCAUGACCCUGGUGGGAAUAUCCCAGGGCCCGCUGCAUCACUAUCUGUACAAGUGGAUGGACCGCAUUCUGCCCGGGGCCAGCGUUUCGACAGUAUUCAAAAAGAUCGGCAUCGACCAGUUUGUCAUUUCGCCGAUCUUCAUCGUGACCUAUCUGUACAGUGCGGGACUGCUGGAGGGAAGUAGCGUGCGCGAGUGCACCGACGAGAUAAAGGAUAAAUACUGGACCAUUUAUACGGCGGAUUGGCUGGUCUGGCCGCCGACGCAGUUUAUCAACUUUUACUUUAUCAACCCAAAGUAUCGAGUGUUGUACAUUAACGCGAUUACGAUGUUGUACAACGUGUUUUUAUGUUACAUUAAGCACAACGAGGACCUUCGGAUAAAUUUAGUUGGUUCGGAUGAUAAUAAGAAGGAUAAAAACUAGUACUUAAGUAGAAAAUGGUGCUUGUGAGUGUAAAUAAAACAGUCAAAAUGGUGUGUUUAACAACGAGUUUCAUUUUUAUUGUUUCCCACUUCUUAAAUCGAUAUUGGCGUUACCGGAAAUCUAGCUUAACAUUGCAUUUAGUUUUUCUUAUCUGGAAAUGUCUGUUUCGUUUACGUUUCGUGGAAGAUGGCAAGUUGUUUUGUUAAAUGCGGCUUAUGUCCUGUUAACAUUUUGUUUAUUUCAAUUUGUGGCUGCCUCACAGAGAAAAAAAUCUUACAGACUAGAUAUGUGUAUGUGUAGAGUUGUUAUAAUUUGAUUACUUUGUAUCCAGAAUGCCAAGCGCGAAUCGUUUAUCAUUAUCUUACAUGGCAAGUGUGCAGUUGUGGGCUUUGGUGCGAUUCCGGAUGAA